AUGGUCGAAGCAGAUGCAGCGUCACACCGGCCCUCGACGGUUGCCUCGCGCAAGUCGACGAUGAGCCGAAACUCUCAGCUCGUCAAGAAGGCGACAGGUCCCAUGGAACUGCGACCUUCGGAUAUUCUCAUCGACAGAUUCGUCGGAUGGAAGACCAUCACCAAGAAUCUGAUUGCCUACUUUGAAGGCAUUGCGGACAUUGAGAAGAACACCGCCAACGAGCUCACCAAGCUCGGUGGAGUCAUCCAAGUACCCUUCCGUCAAGGCAACCAGUUCCUCGGUGAAGGCGGCAUGCAAGAUAUCUUUUAUGGCAUUCGGGAAAAGUCGCGCUCGAUUGCUGACCAUCACGCCAACCUGUCCAAGACUGUGGAUGGCUCGAUCGUGCAGCACCUCCAGCGCCUGCGAGCCGAAAUCAAGGCGCACAUCAAGAACAUCCAGAUGGACACAGGCCGACUUGCAAACCAAGUUGCAAAGGAACGCGAGCUGUCGACAAAGCAGAUCACCGACCUGGCCCGCUCAAUCACGUUGCUCAAGAACACGCCCAUGGGAAUUGGCGCCAAGGAGGAUCCCUGGUACACGAACAAUUUGGUCGCGCGUCAGCUCCAGAAGCAAGUCCACGAGGAGAACGCUCUGCAAAAGUCAAUCAUCAUCAUGCAGAACAACUCUGCCCACUUCGAGGAAGGCGUCGUCAAAGCCAUCCAGACGGCAUGGGAGACCUUUGACAACUGGUCGAGCCGAUGCCAGUCCCAAGUCCAAGAGACCUGGGCAGUCAUGGGUCAGCUCAUGAAGACCAUCCAGCCCAACACCGAAUGGAUCGCCUUUGCCGCUCGUUCGGACCACCUGCUCGAUCCAGACACACCUCUGCGCAACCCCGAUCACAUCCUAUACCCUGGCAAGGACGAUCCUUCGGUCAUCCCGGUUCACAUGGGCAUGCUCGAACGCAAGAAGCGCUUCACAAAGUCUUACAAGGAUGCUUACUACAUCCUCACGCCUGCUGGCUACCUCCACGAAUACCGUACCUCGGAUCUUGACUCCAACCCGAAUCCGGAUACGUCCUUCUUCUUGCCCGAGUGCACACUCGGAGCACCCACGAGCGCCAACGCACGCUCGCACAAGUUCCACAUCGAAGGCGGCAAGGGCAUGUCGGGCAACAAGCGUUCUGGCUUCCAGAGCAUGAGCACUGGCCGAGAGCACUCCUACACCUUCCGAGCUCGCUCUCACGAGGAGAUGAUGGAAUGGUGGUCCGAUCUCCGUCAACUCAGCAAGGUCUACCUCACUUCCUCUGAGCCUAUGGAUCGAUCCGGACCCGUUCCGGCUGCCGUUCGCGCUGCUGGCUACCUCUCGGAAGACGAAGAAGAAGGUGGCAGCUCGCUCGAAGAGGACGAAGAAGAGGAGGAAGAAGAGGAUGAGGAGGAAUCGGACGAGGAGGAAGAGGCGGAAGGCCUCGAGGCAGAGACCGCUCCCGCUGGCGAGAGCGUCAAAGCAACCGAAGCUGCCGAGGCGCAAGGCAUCACGACCGAUGCCGCGCCAGGCUACGAGACUCCGUUUGCCAAUUCGGGUAUCGCGAUCGGUGAGAACGGAUAUGCGGUAGAGAAGAAGGAGGGAGAGGCAGCCAAGGCGGCCGAAGGAGCAGCAGAGCCCUCAUCUACAGGUGAGGCGGCUUCCCUCGAGACUCCUUCGUAUCCCGAUGGCGCAAAAGCGAGCGAGUCCGGUCCCUCUGCAGACUCGCAAGGCGGCGACUCUGGUGCUCCUGCCGGGACAGGCUUGCUCGGCAGAUUCAGAGAACUCCUCUAG
Mixia osmundae IAM 14324 is the source of this 1794-nucleotide messenger RNA. RefSeq lists its product as uncharacterized. The transcript has 5 exons. Lineage: Eukaryota; Fungi; Basidiomycota; Mixiomycetes; Mixiales; Mixiaceae. The record is from RefSeq and is a predicted model, not a curated record. Bases 1 to 1794 code for a protein of 597 amino acids.